UAUUUUAAAUUAAUAAGCGACAAAUAUCGUUACACUUAUUUCAUGGGUUACACCAGCAGACCUCAGGUUGUUUCACAAGAACCGUUUACAUUCAGUACCAUCACGUUUAUUUAGUUUUUGAUAGUAAUGUUAGCACUGAUGCUAGUUAGCUUAAAUACUGUACCAACACGGCCUUUAAUUAAGCUAGCACCUCAGUUAGCUUAACGUUCCUGUGUAUCCUCUCACGUGUAUUGCUGCACAGCAUAGACGCACUUCUGGACGUGAAGCUCGACCUCUCCAUCCACCUGCUCCCGUGACUCGCAAGGUCAUCAUGAACCUCGUAGUGGUGGAAAACAUCUACCUCCUGGUCAUUGUCACCCUCAUCAGCGUACUUCAGAAUGCAUUCUUCGCCCUGAAGGUAGAGAAGGAGUGCAAAACUCAAAAUGUCAACACAGCUGCUUUUGAACGAGUCUCUUGUGCCAAUCGCAACUGCAUGGAUGCUUAUCCCACUUUCCUGGCAGUGAUGUGGUGUGCCGGUCUGUGUCUCAGUCAAGCGCCUGCUGCCUUUGCCGGGAUCAUCUAUCUUGUAGUCAGGCAGAAGUACUUUGUUGGAUACAUGGGACAAACCUCUCAAAGCACUCCGGGCUACCUGUUUGGAAAACGCGUCCUCGGCUUCCUGUCCCUGAUGUGCAUCGUGGGCAUCUCCAGCUACCUGCUAGUGCGCUACUACGGCAACGGCUAUAAGGAAUACGUAGAGACCAUCGCCAACGCUGCAUCUGCUCUUCUCCUCAUCCCUUAGUCCAGUUGGUGUGUGUCACAUAAUGGCAACCCCACAUUUAUCUUUUAACUUAUGAGAACUCAAUUAAAACUCUGUACUCGAUUUUUUUUGUUGUAAAAGAACAUUUAUUGUGUUUGAGUUUGGUAAAAAAUAAAAACUUCUCAUAAAGAAA
This is a messenger RNA of Epinephelus fuscoguttatus (brown-marbled grouper), 929 nucleotides long. It is a transcript of the gene alox5ap, whose product is annotated as arachidonate 5-lipoxygenase-activating protein. The coding region runs from base 311 to 778 and encodes 155 amino acids. Gene Ontology annotation, molecular function: enzyme activator activity; leukotriene-C4 synthase activity; glutathione peroxidase activity. Gene Ontology annotation, cellular component: endoplasmic reticulum; nuclear envelope; membrane. The record is from RefSeq and is a predicted model, not a curated record. Lineage: Eukaryota; Metazoa; Chordata; Actinopteri; Perciformes; Serranidae. The transcript has 6 exons. Gene Ontology annotation, biological process: leukotriene biosynthetic process.